This is a messenger RNA of Rhincodon typus (whale shark), 841 nucleotides long. RefSeq names its product claudin-14. The record is from RefSeq and is a predicted model, not a curated record. The transcript is spliced from 2 exons. Gene Ontology annotation, biological process: cell adhesion; bicellular tight junction assembly. The coding region runs from base 137 to 841 and encodes 234 amino acids. Lineage: Eukaryota; Metazoa; Chordata; Chondrichthyes; Orectolobiformes; Rhincodontidae. Gene Ontology annotation, cellular component: plasma membrane; bicellular tight junction. Gene Ontology annotation, molecular function: structural molecule activity.
AUUUGUUCCUGGUUAAAUAAAGGUGGGACAAAGCCCCUGGAAUUUGUCUGAGGUUUUACGAGAAAAGAGUACAUUCGCAGAAAAACUGGUGCUGCUGCUAUAUCUAACAACUAUAGACAAAGAAGCAAAAGGCAAAAUGGCUCACAUGGGAAUUCAGAUCAUUGGGUUUUCUCUGGGCCUCCUUGGCCUAUUUGGAACAUUGAUCACCACUAUCCUACCACAUUGGUGCAGAAUAGCACACAUGGGUGCUGAUAUUAUCACGGCUAUGGAAUUCACAAAGGGACUUUGGAUGGAAUGUGUCUGGCAAAGUACUGGCAUCUACCAAUGUCAAGUCUAUCGUUCACAGCUGGCGUUGCCUCCACACCUGCAGGCAGCUCGUGCCAUGAUGGUAAUUUCCUGUUUGCUUUCUGUUUUAGCCACUUUCUUUUCUGUCAUGGGUAUGAAAUGCACCAUGUGCUUCAAGGAAUCUUCAUUCAAAAAUAACAUUGCCAUAGCUGGAGGAAUAUGUUAUAUCCUUGCUGGUAUCAUGUGUCUCAUUCCAGUGUCAUGGUCAACAAAUGACUUAAUUCGAGACUUCUACGACCCAAUGAUUCCACCCGGAAUCAAAUAUGAAAUGGGAGAAGCUUUAUACAUUGGCUUUGUGUCAAUGAGCGUGACACUUAUUGGAGGGGCUCUGCUUUGUCUGUCCAGUCCUCAGCAAAGGAAUUGUAGGCCUUAUGAACCACAGCCUUCAUUUUCACAGACUGCAACUGAGUAUAGGCUACCAGUUGUUUAUAAGGGCAACCCAAUUUCACAAACAUCAGCCUCACAUAGCAGUUACCGCUUACAAGAUUAUGUCUGA